Pieris brassicae (large cabbage white) is the source of this 2362-nucleotide messenger RNA. RefSeq names its product zinc finger protein 3-like. The coding region runs from base 199 to 1812 and encodes 537 amino acids. The transcript has 11 exons. The record is from RefSeq and is a predicted model, not a curated record. Lineage: Eukaryota; Metazoa; Arthropoda; Insecta; Lepidoptera; Pieridae.
GCCAUUUUCUUCCUAUCGCCAUUUCAUUUACGCAGUGAGAUGGAGAAUUGAAAAUUUCAAAGAGAGAUAGAAAUACAAUAAAUUUAUUAUUUGAAUAGUUUUAAAUUAUAAACAUAAACAUAAGUCUUUGUAAAGUUCCAUCGGUAUUAAUUAACGAGUUUUCGAAGAAACUCACUAGGUAAUGUAAAAACAUUCAAAAUGUUCACGACUAAUACUGUACAAGCUGGAGCUGUGCCGGCUUUACAGUAUCAAGAACAUGCUCAGAAAUCACAAGGAAAAGGUAUUGAGAAUGUUCAACAAAAACCCGCGCAACAAGCACAGCAAACCCAGCAGGAAUUCCCAACUUUCUGUUAUACCAAUGUUAACAUGAUUGGUAAAAUUAAUGCUGGGGCAACAACUGGAGCAGGAACAGUAGCUGGUGGUGUCAACAUAGCCCAACUGACAACUGGCGAUGAUAAAACUUGUUAUAUUGCACAGCCUUUUUCCACAUACAACUAUGCAUUAGUGAACCAAAUGCAAAUAGCUCCAAAUGGAAUUCAGAAUACUAUUUCUAAUAUAAGUUUCAAGUGUGAUGUUUGUGGUCUAAUGUUUGGACAUUUGACUUUAUUGAAUGCUCAUAAAAGAAUACAUACGCAAGAUACAGACACUAAUAUAACAGUAGUGACGACUGGAGUUAGCUCUGCUAAUGAUGUUGCAAUGCCCCCACACAUACAAAUACUAUCUUCAGAUCCUAGUGACCAACAACAGCAGCAACAACACGUACCAAUACAGGAUACAAAACCUGUUUUAUUAGACAAAAUACAGAAAUGCAUUACAUGUGGCAAUGUGAUCCCCAACAACCCAAAACGGAAAGGACCCAAACUGAUCAGAUGUGAAAAUUGUAUAGCCCAGGUUAACAUUGAACACAGACAAAGUCACUUGAAUACGGCUCAAAUAUUUGUGGCUGAAGAUAAUGUAAAGUAUGAAGUGAGUGGGGUACAGCCCUCCACAGACCCUUUGGCAACCGCACAGUCCAAUCAACAACAGCAGAAACACUUGCCGGGACAUCAUCCUGUAAAAAAGAGAAACUUAGCCUCAGUGACUAAAUGCCAGAACUGUAAUGGCUCUGGUAUAAUAUUUGUAGGUGGCAACAAAAAUAAAAAUAAUCCUCAAAACCCGGAUAAGUCAUAUCAUUGUAAUAUUUGUGGUGGAUCAUUCUCACGAUAUUCCUCUUUAUGGUCACACAAAAAACUACAUUCUGGUGAAAAGAACUUUAAAUGUGGCAUUUGUGGGAUUGCAUUUGCUAAAGCGGUGUAUCUUAAAAACCAUUCUCGUAUACAUACUGGAGAAAAGCCUUAUAGAUGUAAUACAUGCGGUAUGCAGUUUUCACAAUCUCCACAUUUAAAAAACCAUGAAAGAACGCAUUCCGGAGAAAAGCCAUAUGUCUGCGAGGUCUGCGACAAAGGUUUCGCACGCCACGCGACUCUAUGGAACCAUCGACGUAUUCACACUGGGGAGAAACCUUACAAAUGUGAUACAUGUGGUUCAGCGUUUAGUCAGGCAGCUCAUUUAAAGAACCAUGCAAAGGUGCACUCUGGGGAAAAGCCUUUCAAGUGCGAUAUCUGUACAGCAGCUUUUGCUGACCGAUUUGCCCUGAAGAGGCACAGAGGGAUCCAUGACAAGUAUGGUCAAACUGCACCAUUACCAUCCAAGAUACACCAGAAUCAAUUAGAACAGCAAGCAACCCAACUUCAAACAAUUUCAACGAACCAACAACCACAGACCACACAACCAGCCGUGGAAGUUGAACAUUGUCCUGAACAGAGUCUAUGAGUCCAACAUAUUCCUUUAGUUAUAACAACGCUAUCAUAGUAUUAAAUAACAUAAGUAUAUUAUGUACUCAAGACAAUAUGUAAAUAAUCGAAAUCUGUAGUAUAUUAUUUGUAAGAUACUGAUGAAAAAGUCACUGCCAACUUAUGUAAGAAAAGGUUUACCAAUAUUGUUUACUUUUAUUACAAGGAAGUGGUGUCUACUUUGCAAAAGUUUAAAAUGGUUAUGUAAACAAUAAUUAGUUUGAUUUAUUAAUUUAGCAGUGUAAAACAUAAUUUAUUGUAAAAGAAACCAAUAAUGGAAAAUUUACCCUUUAUGCAAAAACUGUAUAUAUGUUAUUUAAGACUAGACUUAAAAUUGUGAUUUAGUAUUAGAAUAUUUUAAUAUAGGUACAUAAUAAUGUAAUGGGUGAGAAGUUAUAAAUUCUUUCUUGUCCAUAUUUGGAAUUAUUCAAUGAAAAGAAACAUCUCAUCCAGACAAAGAGAAACAAUACUGCAUCAAAAUGAUGCUCUUAAAUUAGCAUUUUUCAACUAAAAUAAACGUCGAUAACAUA